Perca fluviatilis (European perch) is the source of this 3055-nucleotide messenger RNA. Its product is annotated as tripartite motif-containing protein 16-like. NCBI's taxonomy places the organism in Eukaryota, Metazoa, Chordata, Actinopteri, Perciformes, Percidae. The record is from RefSeq and is a predicted model, not a curated record. The coding region runs from base 416 to 2080 and encodes 554 amino acids. The transcript is spliced from 2 exons. Gene Ontology annotation, molecular function: zinc ion binding; protein binding.
CUUUAAAAAGGACUGGAGACAACAUCGGAAGUAAAGAGCAACAUUAGUUGACGAGCAGCAAAUAUAGCGGUAAGAGAAAAGAAGAUACAAAAAGCUGCAGUAAUGUCCAGCAGAAGCAUGCGGAGCUGAUGACCUACAGCAGCCGGAUAGCAGCCGCAUGUUGAAACCCAGUGUGCUGCGCUGCCCCGCCCCGUUAAGAGAAACCUCCUCCUGCUGGAAGCAUGAAAGCCUGAUAACUCCUCCCUCUUCUUCCUGCUGAUAAAUACAGCCAGCUCCACGCUGAGCACAAGCGGACUUGUUAUCUCCAACUCACGGAAGGAACAGGAACAAAUGGAAGUGAGUUAUUUUUGAGUCAGAGCACAGACUCAUAUUUCUGUUCAGAGAAACUCUCAAACAGUAACUGCCACGAGGUGAAAUGGCGCAGAAAAGAGUUAAGCUGGACCGGGAAACUUUCUCUUGUGUGAUUUGUUUGGAUCUACUGAAGGAUCCGGUGACUACUCCCUGUGGACACAGCUACUGCAUGGACUGUAUUCAACGCCACUGGGAUGAAGAGGAUGGGAAGCAGAUCUACAGCUGUCCUCAGUGCAGAAAGACUUUCACACCGAGGCCUGUCCUGCUGAAAAACACCAUGUUAUCAGAUUUAGUGGAGGAACUGAAGAAGACUGAACUCCAAGCUGCUCCUGCUGAUCACUGCUAUGCUGGAGCUGAAGAUGUGGCCUGUGAUGUCUGCACUGGGAGAAAACUGAAAGCCCUCAAGUCCUGUCUGGUGUGUCUGGUCUCUUACUGUGAUCAACACCUUCAGCCUCAUUAUGACUCCUCUGCGUUUGAGAAACACAAGCUGGUGGAGCCCUCCAAGAAUCUCCAGGAGAACAUCUGCUCUCAUCAUGAUGAGGUGAUGAAGAUGUUCUGCCGUACUGAUCAGCAGUGUAUCUGUUCUCUCUGCUUAAUGGAUGAACAUAAAGGCCACGACACAGUCUUAGCUGCAGCAGAAAGGACUGAGAGGCAGAAAGAGCUCGAGGGGAGUCAACAAAACAUCCAGCAGAGAAUCCAGGACAGAGAGAAAGAUAUGAAGCUGCUUCAACAGGAGGUGGAGGCUAUCAAUCGCUCUGCUGAUAAAGUAGUGAAGGACAGUGGGAAGAUCUUCACUGAGCUGAUCCGUCUCAUCAAGACAAGACGCUCUGAUGUGGAGCAGCAGGUCAGAUUCCAGCAGAAAACUGAAGUGAGUCGAGUCAAAGAGCUUCAGGAGAAGCUGGAGCAGGAGACCACUGAGCUGAAGAGGAAAGACGCUGAGAUGAAGAAGCUCUCAGACACAGAGGAUCACAACCAGUUUCUACACAACUACUCCUCACUGUCACCACUCAGUGAAUCUACAUCCAGCAUCGAUAUCCGUCCUCUGCGCUACUUUGAGGAUGUGACAGCGGCCGUGUCAGACUCCAGAGAUAAACUACAGGACGUCCUGAGAGACACAUGGACAAACAUCUCACUGGCUGUGACUGAAGUGGAUGUUUUACUGUCACAACGAGAGCCCAAGACCAGAGCUGACUUCUUAAAAUAUUGGCGUGACAUCAGACUGGAUCCAAACACAGCACACCCAAAGCUGGUUUUAUCCAAGGGGAACAGAAAAGCAACAGCUGUGGAAGAAGAACAGCCUUACCGUCGUCACAAGGACAGAUACACCACUACUUUACAGGUCAUGAGUAGAGGGAGUUACGCUGGACGUUGUUACUGGGAGGUGGAGUGCUUUGGGAGAUUUUAUGUCGCAGUCUCAUACAAGGGUGUCCGCAGAAAAAAGAAAGCAACUGCAUGUGCAUUUGGACUCAAUGACAAGUCUUGGGUGUUAGAUUGUUCCCAACACAAAUAUACAUUUGUGUACGACUCAGAGGACACACCCGUCUCAGGGCACGAGGUCACCAGACUAGGAGUGUACCUGGACCACAGCGCAGGUACUCUGUCCUUCUACAGCAUCACUAAAACCAUGACUCUCCUCCACAGAGUCCAGACCACAUUCACUCAGCCGCUCUACGCUGGACUUGGGUUUUUCUGGUACGGAUCCAGUGCUGAGUUUUGUGAACUAGAAUAGACAGAAAUCAUGGUUGAAUUCCAGAGUUUUGGACUGUGAAUGUUUGUUGCGGAGAGCUGUUUGUUUCUCGUCAGCCAUCGAUGCUCGUGCUGAUGUUUGUUGACUUGAACUAAAAAUGGAAAACCAUUCUGCUAAAAUACAACAAAUUGCUUGUUGAAUUUAAAACAAACGAAAGGAAAUAUUUUCCAACCAUAUUUUAUUGAACAAAUUUAACAUUGGAUUAAAUAUAAAAUGCACCACAAAAAAAGAAUGAGAGUAUCUUUUUGAACUGAUAUUUUCUUUCAACUUACACAAAGAAUCUGAGUGUCUUUCGCGAUAUGUCGCAACCUUUCGCGAUGUGUACAAAGCACCAGUUGAUAUUGCGAUAACGAUUUAAAAAAACAAUAUAUUGUGCCCUAGUCCAUAUCAGUAUAAAAAUAUAUAAAACACAACAACACAGACAAGACAAGAAAGUUAUAUGCAUUGCAGUCCAUAAGUCUCAUACACACAUUUGUUCCAAUGCUUCCAAAAGCAAGAAGUGUGCCUUGUGUCACUCGGUGUGGGCUCAGUUUAAAGCCAUUAUAAUUACUUUGUUACGCGACACAUAAAUGUGUACACAUUUGUGAGGUUGUAUGUUCCUUUAUCAUAGAUAUUUUGUUCUCACCACUUUAAAAUUUGUGAAGAAAUCGAUAAUCACAUUUACAUAGAUUUUUGUUUGGCAGACCUGUGAGUUAUUAUAAAACUAAUUAUCCUAAUCAAUAAGGCUAUAAUUUCAUAUUCUCUUCAACAUAGCUGAGAUUCUGUUUCAAUAUAGUUUUCAACCUGUUCUUGCCUUCCUUCCUCCUUCCUUCCUUCCUUCCUUCCUUCCUUCCUUCCUUCCUUCCUUCCUUCCUUCCUUUUUUUUUACGGUCUUCUAUUUUUCUGUAAGUUUGUCAAAGUUUAUUCGCUUAAAAAAAAAAAAUCCGCCUUUUUCCAAGUUUUGGUUACUUUUUUUGA